Molecule: messenger RNA, 1986 nt
Organism: Pseudocercospora fijiensis CIRAD86
Lineage: Eukaryota; Fungi; Ascomycota; Dothideomycetes; Mycosphaerellales; Mycosphaerellaceae
Exons: 2
Coding region: 1-1986 (661 amino acids)
Biological process (GO): DNA replication; DNA replication initiation
Cellular component (GO): alpha DNA polymerase:primase complex
Molecular function (GO): DNA binding
Source: RefSeq, a predicted model, not a curated record
AUGGCGACCGCCGAAGCUGAGAUCAACACGUUCUUUGCUGCUCCGGACAGCACACUGCCACAAGAUGUAAUGACCGAACUGCUGCACAUCAUGCAGCUAAUGUCCUUGACGCCAGAAGACCUGUUCUACAAGUGGGAUAGCUAUGUCAUUACCAUGGGCGCCGACACCACAAAGCUCGACUUCAAGACCGUACGAGACUUCAAAAAGACAUUGCAGGAUGCGUUGGAGCAAGAUUCACGCAAAAAGCUCAACACCAAGAACGAGUCGAAGAGGACAGCAGCCACACCACGAGCAGGUGGAGGGGGCGGAGAUGUAUUCGGCAUGCUCGAUGGCAUCGUUUCGAAUACACCCGCUUCGAGAUCAUCUGCUGCCAAGAGGAGAAGCGAUUUUGCUACGCCGGCAUCAAAAGCCGUCAGAAGUGGUCUGCACAGCUCGCCCGCGGACAACAAGACACCCGUGGCCAAGGCUGGCCCAUCGGUUGCCUUCGAAGAUCGCACGAAUGCCGGUGAGGUUGUGGAAGCUCUCAAUACACAUCUUCCAGCAGCUUCAGUCCCUGAGAUGCCUUCUACGGAACCUCGGGUGAAGCUGAAGGCGGCCGUGGACUUGCCCAAAUUCUCCUACAAGCCUAUGGCCAUGAAGCUAUCAGAAGCUUCUGAGAUCUUAGACGACAGGAUUGACAGCUUUGUGGAUCUUCUCCAAAAAGACAAGAAUCUCGAGGACAGCGCGUUUGGCAACCCAGCCGCUCAAUCAGCAAAUGAGAUUAUUGCCGUAGGCCGAAUAGCGUGUGAUCAGCCGAUCGGGAAACUCAAUGCUCAGAGCUUAGCACUUGAGACGAGCAGGCGUAUGGGAGCAGGCAUGCGAGUGCCUUUGAGAAUGGCAGAUGGUGCGAGCUACGACUUCUUCCCCGGCAAGAUCGUGGCUCUCAAAGGCACGAAUGUUAGCGGAGAGUACUUCGCUGCCACAGAAGUGAUACCCAUGCCCAUACUGCCCUCUGCUGCAUCGCGCGUUGAAGACAUCGAAGUCCACAACGAUCGACUUGUAGGCACAGAUGGCGAGAGCCGACCACUGAGCAUGCUUGUGGCGAGCGGACCGUAUACAACUGAGAACGAUCUUUCUUUCGCGCCGCUAUACACCCUGCUUGAGAAAGCGGAACGUGAGAGGACAGAUGUGGUGGUCCUUAUUGGGCCAUUCCUGGACCUCGAGCACCCAGUGAUUGCAUCGGGCGACUUUGAGGACCACCUGCCUUCAGGUGCCAAGAUUGAACCUGAUCAGGCGACCUUGACUGACGUUUUCCGUGUCCUCAUCAGUGGAGCCAUCCAGAAGCUGGCACAGGCCGUCCCUACAAUUACAAUAAUCAUGGUUCCUUCAAUGCGAGACGCCAUCUCAAAACACGUCGCCUGGCCUCAAGAUCGUGUGCCGAAACCACCUCUCGGUCUACCUCGACAGGUCCAAUUCGUUGCAAAUCCAAUGGCGCUCUCCAUAAACGAAAUGGUCGUUGGUAUGAGUAGUCAAGAUGUCUUGUCGGAAAUUCGCAGCGGCAAUGUCUAUCACAAGGUAGAUGGCGACAUGAUGGGGCGAUUAGCAGGACAUGUUAUUGAGCAGAGUCACUACUUUCCUGUAUUCCCGCCACAAGCUAGAGAAGACUUGCCCAAACCGACCGGGAUUGAAGGAGAAAUACCCGAACCGGGAGGCGAAGAGCGAUACGCCAUGGGAGCUAAUAUUGACCUUGCUUACUACAAGUUGGGCGAGUUCUGGUUAGCACGACCUGAUGUGCUUAUACUGCCGUCCACUUUGAUGCCUUUCGCGAGAUUCAUCGAAGGCGUGCUUUGCAUCAAUCCAGGAUCGCUGAGCAAAAGACGCGGACCUGGCACCUUUGCUGCUUUGAGCGUUUUCCCUCGCACACUCACGGAUGAGGAUCGCUCUUCAGAAGAAUUUGCAGCACAUAGUUUACAUGAGCGGGCACGUGUUGAGAUUACUCGGAUAUAG